This is a messenger RNA of Prorocentrum cordatum, 2039 nucleotides long. NCBI's taxonomy places the organism in Eukaryota, Dinophyceae, Prorocentrales, Prorocentraceae. The record is from the annotation of a GenBank genome assembly.
GCUUUUUGUCUGCAUCCAGUUCGUCGGCUCCCGUUCACGUUCCUCUGCGCGCCUCUGCUUUCAUCAGGGGGCGAUUGUGGCUCAGGGCCCGAGGCCAGCAACCUUUCAGGUACACGACAGCCUUAGCCAUUUUCUCCAGCUGUCCGCGGCCACCUGCGGAAAUGACUCAGGUUUUUUUCAAGGCGAAGUGCUACACAGAGAUGGGGCAGCGCGUGGUGCUUACAGGGAACGACCCGACGCUCGGGUCGUGGGACCCUACGAAGUCUAAGGUGGAGCUCACCACGGAUGCUGCGCAUUACCCCUACUGGACAGGAGCUCUGUCUGCCCCCGUUGGGACCGACAUCCUUUUCAAGAUGGCAGUGCUCGGCGUUGACGGCCGUGCACAUUGGGAGCAGCGGGUGGACGACCGCGCGUUCCGCUUCGCGUCCGUGGAUGUCCAGCUCGACCUAAAGUUCAACGACCACCACAUGGAGGCCGCGCGCGCCGCGCCGGCCGAGCAGAGCGAGGGUCGGAAGGACCCAGUAGAGCACGGCAAGCCGAAGGCGCAACAGUCUCUGCCCCAGCCACUGCCUAACGCGACGGCCGAGGGUCACAGAUCCGAGGACCACGAGUCGGACCGCCUCUUGCGCGAGGCCCUGCUCCAGGUUGGCGAGGCCAGCCGGCGCGCGGAGAUCGCGGAGAGCCGGGCGCUGCGCUGCGAGAAGCUGGUCCAGGACGCCGAGAUCCGUGCCGCGGCUGCCGAGAGGCUCGUGGCCGAGCUGCAGGCCAAGCUCGCCCUCAGCGAGCUGCAGGGGGCCAGGGCCGAGCUCGUGCAGAAGGUGCGGGCGGACAUCGACCUCGCCGCCCCAGGCGAGGGGCACCUGCAGAGGAUAGAGCGGAAGGCGCGCGCUGCCCGAGGCCGGCGGUACGCAGGCUACUCGCCCAGCGCGGACGACGCCGUGCUGUUCUGCAGGAACCGCACCGACAGUUCCGCCGCGAGCUCCACGUGCGACGCGUCCGAGUUCGGCUGGGUCGCCAGUCCCCCGACGCCGCGCAGCCGCCAGAGCACCAGCCAGAGCAGCAGUCCGCAGUAGACGCAGUGCACCUGCCCGUGGGUCUCCCGUCGGCUUUCCAACAAGAGACCGCAGCUUCGAGCGACCUGGAUCACGCGACCCGCUUUGGUGUGGCUGGGUGGCCAAAGUUUCCUUUGGCAAUUCGUAGUUCGCGCGCGUGCGCACACAUAGCUGUGCGCCUAUCUAUGCGUAUAGAGACAUGUGCCUAGAUGUAUCUAAGACGCAUACGGCGAAUCGCCGCCGCCCCCUGACUUUUCAGAAUCACCUAUUGAUUUCUUGACCGCUGCGCGUGGCGCAUGUCUCGCGGCAAGCACCAGUCUGCAUCUUUUGUCUCAGCUCGUGCCUGGAAAGAAGGCGCGUUGUUGCUGAACUUUUUUGUCUGUGCCCGGGGCUGCUGCUUCCAUUUGGCGAGUUCUUCAAGCCCAGUGUAGCUCUACUGGGCAUCGCCACGCAGUUCCUUACUCUUACCCUUGAUGAUUAGUGCUGGGUUGUUGAAUAUGACGAUUGCUCUGAUCUCGUGUCUACGGGCUCGCGACUCGGCGUCCCGACAGCCAAGGCACGGAUGUGGACGCGUUCGUCGCUCGUGGGAGCUAUCUCUGCCCUGUGUUGAUUGCAUCCUCGUUCUGCCUUAACCCUAGGCUCUCUUGUAGUGCCCUCCACGGUGACCUGCACUGGUGGCCGAGAUGCUGGACUGUAUAUAAUAUGCUGGCUGGGCGUGGCUGCCGACCCGCCCGCCAGGCACGCGCGCGGAAGCUCUCCACGGCGAGGGGUGCUCGGCAGAAACGGGCGGCACGCGAGCUUCGAGUACAGCCAAAACGCUCGAGGGGGGAACACUUGGCCCCUUCCUUGGCUUUUCUCCCUCGGGCGCUCCUCGCAGAUCGAGGCGCCGCUGGGGCGAAAGGGGGGCCCCGUGCUCUCUGCGCAGGGCUCCCCCGCGCGUAAUGAGCGUGCCGUCUCCCUCCGUCCUCUUCCAGGCCCGUCCACCUC